Plasmodium cynomolgi strain B is the source of this 792-nucleotide messenger RNA. RefSeq lists its product as hypothetical. The transcript is spliced from 2 exons. The record is from RefSeq and is a predicted model, not a curated record. Lineage: Eukaryota; Apicomplexa; Aconoidasida; Haemosporida; Plasmodiidae. The annotation marks the transcript as partial.
AUGUCUGAAAUUAAGGUGGAUACAUAUGAAUUAAGAAGGGAUUAUCCCUUUCUAGAUAAAAUAUGGAAUUUAUAUGAGGAAUUUAAUGAAACAGUAGAUAAUUCGGACGAAUAUAAAUUUUAUUAUGGUAAAGCGUGUGAAGGAAUUAAGAAUCUAGUAGAAAAUGAUAAAAAAUGGUAUAAUGAUAUAUGUAUAAAACUUCUCAGACUUUUAGGAAUAUUUUCUUCUGUAAAGAAUACUGAUAAAUAUAAUUCUGAACGUUGUAAGAGCAUAAACAGCUGGUUAUAUUACAUAAUAAAGGAUUAUGAUGUUCAUCAAGAUGCUUUUACGAAUAUAUGCGAUGUAUCUAAGGGAAUAUUGAAUGAACGUGUUAAGAAUCCCUACUGCAGUUACUAUUUAUAUAAGGAUAAAUAUAAUGACCCUGAUAAAAUAAUAAAGUUAAUAAAUUUGCAAGAUUAUAUGAAUGACGCUUUAAGUAUGUUAAAGAAGGGCGAUGAUAAAAAUCACUGUUUAUUUCGAAAAUUCAUUUAUGAAUGUGCCAAUAUAUAUAAGGAGGUGAAUAAAAAAUAUUGCGGUAGUGGAACAUUUAACAGUUCUAAAAAACCCAAUACUUGUGCUAAAUUAAAGGAAUUCAGUACCUUUUUUAAAUUAUAUAUUUCUACUAAAGAAAAUUUAAUAGGAAAACUACCAUCAUUAUAUAAUGAAGAAACUGAAAAAAUUCCCAUUUGCCCAACCGAUACAGGAGUACAAGAACUAAAAUUAGAACAAAAACAAGAAUUAUAUUUCAGUGGA